Messenger RNA from Bolinopsis microptera, 1848 nucleotides. RefSeq names its product F-box only protein 9-like. Gene Ontology annotation, molecular function: protein binding. Lineage: Eukaryota; Metazoa; Ctenophora; Tentaculata; Lobata; Bolinopsidae. The transcript is spliced from 2 exons. Gene Ontology annotation, biological process: SCF-dependent proteasomal ubiquitin-dependent protein catabolic process. The record is from RefSeq and is a predicted model, not a curated record. Gene Ontology annotation, cellular component: SCF ubiquitin ligase complex; cytoplasm. Bases 86 to 1216 code for a protein of 376 amino acids.
ACAUUCAUCUAGCAAUGAAAACUAUCCUUGGAAAAGAAGACUGUGCCCACGUGUAUGAGCUAGUGCGUUACAUGAUAUCCCUAUAAUGUCUUAUGUGGAUGAGCUAGCGCAAUUUAGAAAUGCCUGGAAAAACGAACUGUUUGGCAAAUGUCCGACAAAGCAAUCGAAACAAAUAGAAGCAAAGCAAUUGUAUGUGAAGGGAAUGCAACUAGAAAGAGAAGGGUACUGUUAUGAAGCAAUUGAGUAUUUUCGGCAGGCUCUAAGGCUUGUCCCUGAUAUCGAGAAACAUAUUGGUGUUAAUAUCGAUCUUGGGGCCAGCUCAACUGCUACUGGAAACUUGAUAAUUCCUGGACUUGAGGAGGUUGAAGGCCAGGACCUAUCUACCUUACCAGUUGGAAGAGGUCAGUGGCCUGAAAAAUUUAACACUUCUGAAACACGUUUUGAAGAUGUUUACACUUGUUUUCCCGAAAGGAGUGUUUCAGGUACUCACAUUUCUGCCCUUCCCAAUGAGAUAAUUUUGACGAUUCUCCGGUAUGUGGUGUCCAUGGAGCUUGACUUAAGAUCAGUUGAGACUUUCGGAGAGACCUGCAAAUGGUUCCACAAUCUGGCAAGAACGCCACAGCUGUGGCAAGCAGCUUGUCAGAAAAUAUGGACUGAUAUCCAGCCUAAAUCAAUCCCGACCUCUUGGAGAGCAAUCUUUAUCAAUAGACCUCACAUGAGGUUUGAUGGGGUGUAUGUUAGUCGGAUCAAGUACCAUCGCCAAGGAGCACAGAAACCAAACAUGUGCUGCACGCUGCAGACUGUCUUCUACCAUCGGUUUCUUCGCUUUUUCUCUGAUGGCCUUGUACUUGGUCUUAACACCACACAAGCACCACAAUAUGCCGUUGCUGCCCUCAAAGAUAGAACAAGUACUAACAAAGAUGUCACCUAUGGCCAGUACACAAUUUCUGGGCGAGAGGUUAAAAUCGUCCUCUUUCAACGGGACUCCUCAGAUCGAUCCUCCAUCAAACUGAAACCUGACCAAUCAUUCAACAUCACUUUCAAACUGUCAGGAUCAACAGGCAGGCAAGCACUGCAAUGGUCAGAGUACUUCACAGUGGACAAAAAGAAUGGUCUAACUACAAAAAGAAAUAUUGAGGUGGUCCCUCCCCACUUUAGUAAGUUUGUGUACAUCAGAGCUAAGAGUUACACAGCUGUAUCUGGUGGCACAAUCUAACGUUACAUUCUGGUCAACUUGGUGAAAUAUUAAUACAUCCUGCUGUUAUAUCUUUGAUGUACAGUCUCAAUUAAAGGUUUAAGGAUAUUGAGAACUGAGAACUGUUCGACUACAGUUAAUUUGGCAGCUCAUAUUUAGAAAAGAAAGAAUUUUUGUAUCGUAGUUUAAAUAUUUUUCUCGAAUAUAUGUUUGGUUAGUUUUUCUGUUUUCUUAGUUUGCAUCUUAUUAUCAGCCAGUUAAUGAAGUGUGUGUCAUAAUUCAGUUUAUUAUAUGUAUCAGUCCAUAUUAUAAAUGAUAGAUCUUUCGAUGUCCAAAAGUAAAUCAUUUUUGACAGAACAUUUAAAAUCACACUUGUUGCUGCUGCAUCUUUUGAAUUACCUCAAAUUGUCUAAAUUGAUAUCAAUUUUCAAGACCAAAGUUACCGUAGUGUUUCUAUAUAUAAUCAGAUGCACUUAACAUGCUUGACCAUAGCUAUAAGUGGAGACAUCACAAUGCAGCCUAAAACUUUAUUCAAAAAAAAAGCAAAGUGCGAUUAUAAAAUAUAUGAUUAAGCAGCUUUUCGAGUUUUAAUAACGUUAACGUUUUAAUAUCACAUUUAAUCUCAUAGAUCUACUUUAUAAUCUUAUAUGACA